Messenger RNA from Seminavis robusta, 2790 nucleotides. The record is from the annotation of a GenBank genome assembly. NCBI's taxonomy places the organism in Eukaryota, Bacillariophyta, Bacillariophyceae, Naviculales, Naviculaceae.
UGUGACAACUGUCCAUGACUGAAGACUCGCGACUUGUAUCUUUCCCCUAUCCACGUUUCAGCAACCUGGGCCCCACCAGUCACGUCAACCCUGGUUCCUGCUUUCUCGUGUCACGGGUUUCCAUCAAGCCCUGUAGCGCAGAACGUGGUUAGGCAUGAUGCAUGCAUGAUGUGAGAACUUGGAGCAUCGGAAGGUCUCACAAUCUUUUGUCUCCAGAAGAAACAUUCAAACGACACGAACAAUAAAAACAACCAAUCCAAAACAAAAGCAAAGAUGUCGAACGCAAGCAGCUCAACCAGUCCUUUUUCCUUGACGGACCUCCUAGGUCCCAAAGCAGUGUCCGCCGAUGGCAAUGUCAUCGACAUUGGAUCCGAAUGGGCUGGCAAAAAAGCCACCAUUGCCCUCUACUUCAGCGCCCACUGGUGUCCUCCAUGCCGCGCUUUCACCCCCAAGCUCGCCAAGGCGCACCAGGAGUACAAGGACUCUGGAAAUAUCGAUGAGAGCUUUGAGCUUGUCUUUGUCUCUUCGGACAGUGAUGAAGAGGCAUUCAAGGAGUAUCACGGCGAAAUGACAUUUCCGGCCUUGAACUACCUAGAGACACAAAAGGUCAAGGAGGGACUCGAUGAGCGAUACAAAGUCCAAGGAAUCCCUGCCUUGGUGAUUAUUGAUGCCAAGACUGGUGAGCGCUUGGACAAUUUUGCUGAAGACGACGACGACAAUGAGGAGGAGGAAGAGAAGAAAUCGUCGGUGGAGAAGAAAUGGCUGAUGAGUCCUCGUGAAAUGGUUUCGGGUUAUGGCUCUCUCGCGUUUCCAUUGUCGGAGGCAUCCUCCAAGAGGUGCAAGGAUUCUGCUGAUGCCAAGCAGCAAAAGGCUUUGGCCGAGUUGCUGACUCUACCCAAUGCCAUCCUUCCUCCCAAGGAAGGCAGCAAGCCAGCAGCAGGAGACACAUUUUCGUUUGGCCAGCUUCUAUCCGAUUAUGACUAUGUGGGUCUUCUGUUGGGUUGCAAUGCUGGGCUGAGUGAUCUACCAAGCCAGGUCAAGACAUUGAACGAGGUCAAUGCUGGUGGAGCUGGCAACAAGUUGGCUGUGGUUUAUGUGCCGGAGUGUUUCUUGCCUCCAUGGGCAGACAAAGAUGACGAGGCUCCAGUCGAGAAUUCCCAUCAGUUGUUCCACUUUCAGGACAAGCCUUCCACUGACAUCAUUAGUUUGCUGGUUGGUAUGACUGGCAAGGAUCUUAUGUAUGACAGUCUUGUGGUUGUCCAGCAAACAAUGCUGAAGGUGGACGAAUGUGGGUUGGAUGGCGUCUGCACCUCGCGUUCUGUUCCCAAAGUGGAGAUGGUCUCUGUGGAUGAGUACAUGCAGAACUGUGGACAGCAUGGUGCCAAAUUCUUUCCUUGGACCACAGAGCUUGUUGACCAAGCCAAAGCUGCUGAAAAGGCCCGCGCUGAUGACGUGAAGAGCAAGAUGGAAGAGUCACUCGAAUCAUUCUUGCUAAAGCACGUCCAAAUUGGAGACAGCAAGGCUGAAGAGGCUGUUGUGACUAGGCUACGGGAACUGGAUGACACGGAUGGCGUCAUUGCUCUUCUUUUUUCACCAGACGAAUCUUUGGCCAGUGACUUGGCCACUUGCUUCGAGCAAUUGAACCAGCCCGGUCAAAAGACGAAGAUGGAGGUUGUCUUUGUUGCUCCCGAAUGGAAAACGGAAGAAUUGAACAAGGCAUACGCCAAAAUGAUCACCACCAACAGCAAAACACAAUUCAUGGCUAUUGAUUUGACCAAUGAUGAGCUCCGUCGUUCCGUUAGGAAUGCCAUGGAGCCAAAAUAUGGCCAUGCAGUCUUUCUCAUGAAGAAAGACGGGGCCCACAUCCAAGUGGAAGGAGGAGCCCAGAAUGCCAUUGAAGAGUCUAGCUAUUAUGGCUUCCCAUGGAACAAGGAAAGCAUUGCCACUGGAAAGGAGAAGAUGGCAGACAUGUUCAAGGAAAGGGAUGCCCAAUACGAGCAACUCCAGAAGGACAUGGGCCUUCCUGUUAUUCGAAGGUUGUUGGGCUCGCCUCGGGGAACGGAACAGAAACCAGCAGAGCGCACUGUCAAGAUCCCUGGAUGGAUGACCUUCGGAAUGCCCGAAACCCUAAUUUCAGUGGAUACACCCAGCAACUAUCCAAGUUGCACUGAAAAUGGUGUCUUUUACUAUGAGAUUGAGCUGUUGGAGCUUGGAGACUACGCCUGUUCCCAGAUUGGUUUUUCUGCUCCUGGUGGUUUGGAUGCGGCUGAUAUGAAGCGGAGCGACGGCUGUGGCGACACAAAGGAGACUUGGGGUGUGUGUGGCAUUCGUCAAGAGGUAUGGAAUGAUGGCGACAGAAAGUCCGUCGAUUUUGGUGCCAAGUUGAAGAAGGGUGAUGUGAUUGGGCUGGCUGUCAAUACCAAGCUCGGAAAGAUUGCGUUUUCCAUCAACGGAUCAGCAACAAUGAUUGUGUUCCAGGACGACAUUAUUUCGUCCAAGGGAGUGUUCCCCUGCAUUUCCAUCGGUGAGAGUGAGCUCCUCUUGUCCACUUCUAGCGACAAGUUCAAGCACAGCGGACCCUCAUCUGAGGACUGGUCAAAGGAAGUGGAGCAACCCGAGGCCUAACUUGGCUAGUCAAGUGACCGCACCCGUCGCAUCGGUGGCACUAUCUCGUAGAUUUGUAUCGCAGCGGACUCAUGAAAAGCAAAGUACACGUAGAUGCAAGUAAAGCACGAAAGUAGCAAAGACCAGUAAUGAUGUAAUCCGGCGUGGUUGACAUCUCUAGCUAGU